Messenger RNA from Pygocentrus nattereri (red-bellied piranha), 1790 nucleotides. It is a transcript of the gene kcne4, whose product is annotated as potassium voltage-gated channel, Isk-related family, member 4. Gene Ontology annotation, cellular component: membrane. Gene Ontology annotation, biological process: regulation of ventricular cardiac muscle cell membrane repolarization; membrane repolarization during action potential; negative regulation of delayed rectifier potassium channel activity. NCBI's taxonomy places the organism in Eukaryota, Metazoa, Chordata, Actinopteri, Characiformes, Serrasalmidae. The transcript has 2 exons. The record is from RefSeq and is a predicted model, not a curated record. The coding region runs from base 158 to 697 and encodes 179 amino acids. Gene Ontology annotation, molecular function: delayed rectifier potassium channel activity; voltage-gated potassium channel activity involved in ventricular cardiac muscle cell action potential repolarization; transmembrane transporter binding.
ACGUGAUCCGUGACACUUCGGGGUCGCUAUUUAAACCGAGCACAGCUGAGACCGUCCUUAGAAUCCAGAGACGCGCGAAGCCGGUGACUAAAGUACUAAGAAGUGGUGCAAGAGCUCAAGCUGCCGCAACUCCUGUAACUGACUACCUGACACUAUAAUGGAGAGCGCGGGGAACGGGACUGCGCCGCACGCGCUCUCCCUCCACAAACGCACGAGCUCGUCUCAGUCGGGCGGGAGUGAUGGUAACGCCUACCUGUACAUCCUUAUCGUCAUGUCUUUCUACGGAGUCUUCCUAAUCGGGAUCAUGCUCGGGUAUUUGCGCACCAAGAGGCGCGAGAAGAGGAGGACGAACUUAUUCAGGCGUCUGCUGCACGAAGAGGAGCAGCGGGAGUGGGGCGCGGGGCAGAAGAGCUACAGCCUGCCCAUGCCUGCGUUCCCCGCACCGCUGCCCUUAGCGCUGGGCGCAGGGAGGCACAUGGGCAGCCCACUGGAGGCUCGUGUUCUUGCGCCCCUCGCCUGCGCGCUGUGCUCAGCUGAGCAGAGCAGCGUGAGCUCUCUCUGCUCGUCCGCUGACGUGCGCUUUACUAUCGAGGAGGAGUCGGACAGCGGCACCGGGGAGGGGGCACUCGACAAGCCGCUCAGAGGAAGCUCUGAGAACAGCGAGGAAUCUGCAAAAAGCAUAAAAGCCGUUCCCUGAGCUCCGCACGCCCCACGUGCCCAGCAUUCAUCUGGCUGAAGACUAAAGGCUAGCCAAAAGAGCCUUAGCGCCAACAAAGGACUGCUGAAGGCGAUGCGAUGCGUCUGGUUGCUGACCACGUUUGGGAUAAAUGGUCAGCUAACUGGCCUCGCAGUGAUCUGGAGCGAACUUGAAAGCCUAAACACUUUCUUAGAAAUGGACUAUUUCAUAUGUCACAACGCAGUAGUCCAUUCCGGGCAAAACGUGUUGAUGCUUUGUGCAAAAUAUACUGUAUAUAUUGGUUUACACUAACUGUCUUUAUUUAAAACUGACCUUGUGUUGUUAUUGUUGCCUUAGGGGGGAAUAAAAAAAACUAAAUAUGGUUUUUGAGCCCAUAAAUGUCACGCUUUUGUUUUGGCAGCUUGGGCACACGCAUUAAAACGGCCGACCAGGGGAUCAGGACUGUACGGAGUCCAGCAGAGUUUGGUGAUUUCCACCCCCAGAAGUGUGUAGUAACCUGGCAAUUGAGUUAAAUUAGUUGUGUUGAACCCUCCUAUUGUGUUCUGGGUCAAAACUGUCCAUUUCGAGUUUUAAUAUAUCUAAAAUUCCGCUUCACUUUAUAAUUUUUCCAUGAAACCUGACGGCGUCCUCACCAGUGAUGACGCGAACAUGUAAAAAUGAAGAUGGCCAAGCAAUUUCAAAACGUCCCCACACAAAAACUUGACCCUGUAGUUCAGAAUGGCCAUGGAACAUGCAGUAUAUUGGGGAAAUAUACAGGUCUUGUGCAGGGCAGAGCACACAUUUUGUUCUGCUGCCACCCUGAAGGCUAAAAGGAGGUCCCCAGCCUAUGAAAUCCAUGAAACGUGCUCAUCAAGAAGACGGCCAUUAAUCAACAAGUUGCUGAUAUUGAAAUAGGAGAAGAAACAUCUGGAACAGAGGACAGUGCCGGAUUCUCAAAGGAAUCAAGAUGCCCAGGGUCCGCAAGAUCAUUAGGAAAACUGAAAAAGAAAUUAAAAACUCUUUUGGUUUCAUUUGUAACAGAAUUGUCUAUUUUGGCCUAUAACAUAAAAGUUGUGAUGUCAUCAACACGAAUAAAAUAUCUAUGAAGUAUCUA